AUGGAAGGCGAGCUACCACCAAAGGAAGAACUGCACCAGCGUGCCGUAGAAGGCCCGCCGAUCACGCAGGCGGAGGCGUCGCAGAUCGCGGCCGCCGAAACGGACAUCACCGGCUUCGGGCCAAUUAAGGGCGGACCGGCGUCCGUGGCCCAGAGCGAACACGACAGACAACAGAACUUCUUCGCCAAGGCGGGCGACAUCGCCCGCAAGCCCACAGACCAGAUAACGAAGGAGGAUGCGGCGCAAGUCCAGAAAGCAGAGGCCCGUGCCCUCAGAGAACCCCCCGGAAAAGGCUCAACGGCUGCUAAUGUGCAAUCAAUUGCUGAUCUGAAUGAGAACGCGAAGCGGGUUUGA
Daldinia caldariorum is the source of this 354-nucleotide messenger RNA. RefSeq lists its product as uncharacterized. Bases 1 to 354 code for a protein of 117 amino acids. The transcript is spliced from 2 exons. NCBI's taxonomy places the organism in Eukaryota, Fungi, Ascomycota, Sordariomycetes, Xylariales, Hypoxylaceae. The record is from RefSeq and is a predicted model, not a curated record.